Lytechinus pictus (painted urchin) is the source of this 6418-nucleotide messenger RNA. RefSeq names its product 1,4-alpha-glucan-branching enzyme-like. Gene Ontology annotation, cellular component: cytoplasm. Bases 11 to 2110 code for a protein of 699 amino acids. The record is from RefSeq and is a predicted model, not a curated record. Gene Ontology annotation, biological process: glycogen biosynthetic process. Gene Ontology annotation, molecular function: hydrolase activity, hydrolyzing O-glycosyl compounds; cation binding; 1,4-alpha-glucan branching enzyme activity. NCBI's taxonomy places the organism in Eukaryota, Metazoa, Echinodermata, Echinoidea, Temnopleuroida, Toxopneustidae. The transcript has 14 exons.
ACUUGGCAAAAUGGCUGUGAAUGGCAUGCUCGUGAAAGCUGACGACGUAGUCAUACCGAAACUUGAAAAAUUACUCGAAGUAGAUCCUUAUUUAUCAAGUCACCAGAGAGAGUUAAGAAGGAGGUAUGGCUGUUUUGAGCAGAUCUUAGCUUCAAUAGAGCAGAAUGAAGGUGGCUUAGAUGAGUUCACAGCUGGGUAUAAGACACAUGGCCUUCAUAGGAUGGAUGAUGGGGGAGUGAGGUGUAGGGAGUGGGCACCAGGAGCUGAAGCUGUCUAUCUUAAAGGAGAAUUCAAUGGUUGGUCCAGUACUGAGUAUCCUCUUAAGAACACUGGUUUUGGUAAAUGGGAAAUAACUCUACCCAGUAAACCUGAUGGUUCAUCUCCUAUUCCUCAUAACACAAUCGUCAAGCUUGGAAUCAAAACAAUGUCUGGUGAGAUUGUGGACCGGAACCUAGCCUGGGCCAGUUAUGCAGUCCAGGACCCUAAGACGUUGUUGUACCAGAGUGUAUUCUGGGAUCCACCUCAGGACCAGGUCUAUCAUACAAAGAACCCUAAACCUAAAUGGACCGGUCAGGGUCUAAGAAUCUAUGAAGCUCAUGUCGGUAUCUCAUCAUGGGAAGGGAAAGUGUCAUCAUAUGAUCAUUUCACUGAUAAUGUUCUACCAAGGAUUAAAAGUCAAGGUUACAAUGCUAUUCAAUUAAUGGCCGUUAUGGAACAUGCUUUUUAUGCUAGCUUUGGUUAUCAAGUUACUAGCUUCUUUGCUCCUUCAAGUCGCUGUGGAAACCCAGAGGGUUUGAAACGAUUGGUUGAUAGCGCCCAUGGUAUGGGAAUCUAUGUAUUCUUAGAUGUGGUUCACAGUCAUGCUGCUAACAACGUCUUAGAUGGUCUGAAUAACUUUGAUGGUACAGAUAGCUGUUACUUUCAUUCUGGAACUAGAGGACGUCAUAUGUUGUGGGAUAGUAGACUCUUUGAUUACAACAACUGGGAAGUAUUAAGGUUCCUCCUCUCUAACCUUCGUUGGUGGGUUGAGCAGUUUAAUUUUGAUGGUUUUAGAUUUGAUGGUGUGAGUUCAAUGAUCUAUCAUCACCAUGGAAUCGGUACUGGUUUCAGUGGUGAUUACAGUGAUUAUUUUGGUCUUACUGUUGACACUGAAGCAUUGACCUACCUUACCUUAGCCAAUCACAUGCUCCAUACGUUCUACCCUGGGAUCGUCACAAUAGCUGAGGAAGUGUCUGGAAUGCCUGCGCUCUGUCGACCGGUUGAAGAAGGAGGAAAUGGUUUUGAUUUCAGAUUAGCUAUGGCUAUACCCGAUAAAUGGAUUAAGCUUCUGAAAGAAAGCAAAGAUGAAGACUGGAAUAUAGGUGAUAUUGUCUGGACAUUGAUCAACCGUCGCCAUGGUGAACGAACAAUAGCUUAUGCUGAGAGUCAUGAUCAAGCUCUUGUUGGUGAUAAGACGAUAGCAUUCUGGUUGAUGGAUAAAGAGAUGUAUACAAACAUGUCUGUCAUGUCACCUCAAACAGACGUGAUUGACCGUGGGAUGGCUCUUCAUAAAUGUAUAAGACUUAUUACACAUGCUCUAGGAGGAGAGGCAUGGCUUAACUUCAUUGGCAAUGAGUUUGGUCAUCCUGAAUGGCUUGAUUUCCCCAGGCCAGGUAACAAUAAUAGUUAUCACUACGCUAGGAGACAAUGGAAUCUAAUUGAUGAUAAUCUACUCAGAUACAGGUUUCUUAAUAGCUUUGACAGAGCCAUGAAUCAUCUUGAUGACAAGUUUGAUUGGUUAGCUAGUCCACAGGCCUAUGUAAGCUGGAAGCACGAGGAUGAUAAAGUAAUUGUCUUUGAACGAUCUCGGUUGCUAUUUAUCUUCAAUUUUCAUUGCUCUAAGAGUUUACCAGACUACAGGGUUGGUGUAGAUCUACCUGGAAAAUACAAGAUGGUAUUGAAUUCUGAUUGCUCAGAGUUUGGAGGUCACAACCGACUUGACCCUUCUGCUGUACACUUUACGUCAACUGAUGGUUACGCUGGAAGAAGACACUCACUACAGGUGUACAUCCCAAGCAGGGUUUGUAUAGUACUUGCAUCGGAGGAUGAUAUCAUCAAACAUGGAUUAUAAUCUUAACCCACUUACUACUGCAACUCACUCAUUGUGUAUCAAGGCUAUGGGCUUUACACAAAUCAGUAUUCAAGGGAAUAGUUGAUGUAAAGUUUAGGGUUUUAGUGUUGUGUUUAGUGUUAAUCAAGCUGUGUAACAAUUCUACACUGAACUGACCAUCGCUGUUAUAAGGCUAUGUGCUUUAUAUUUCUCAGUGUUAAAUGGAUUAACACCCUGGGUGUUGGUGUAGGUGUUAGAUUUUCAAUGUUCGUGCAUGUAGUGUACAUAAGAGAGAAAUAUUAUAUCAUAUUAUUGGGACCAUGAUUGUCAAAUGAAUAGACCACUCAAUUAGAUCCAAUAAACCUGAUUGCUAGACUUAAUUGCUGUUCAUCUUUGUGUAAUAGGAUCCAGUUUUCAAUAAUCCUUGAUGUUUUCUAUUCUGAACAAAUAUGAAAAAAAUUUCAUCUUCCAGUUACAUGUACAUGUAUAUUACAUAAAGAAAGAAAUUGCUUUGAAGUGAAUUAUCAACUUGCUCAUUUCUUAUCGUUAAGAAAAACUAUGAAAUAUUAUUUACAUUGAAUGUAUUAUUAAUCAUGUACUUUAUAUCUCCAAGUUAUACAAUUUGUUUUAGAUACAUUUUGAACAUUCAGCGUAUAUUAUUCAGAGUGUUUUUAGAGUGAUUUUUAAAGUAAAGUCUGUUUUACUCUUGUGUAAAUCAAGACCUCCAUAGUGAUGAUAAGUUCAUAUUCAGAGUGCUCUUAGAAGUUCACAUUGUUAUUCAUUUCUCUUAACCCUAUUUCAUCUGGGUUAUUUCAGACCAGGAUAUAUGGGGGUCAAUUUGACCCCCCUUCAGAUCUUGGCCAUUGAUUGCGUGAUCGCCGCAAAAAUUUGCACCCGCGUAGACCCGAAUGUAAACUACAAGGCUGUUUAGGCGAAUAAGUGUAUGAAAUUGGCCCUAAAUUUUUGUAUAUGCAUUUUCCUUUAACUCACUUUAUAUAGCUAGUAGAAUUUUUGGUGAGAGUAUCAAUUUUUACAUUUCUAACAAAUAUCUACAAAACAAUUGCCAAAAUAUUAUUCUCAUGUAUUUUAUUGUUUUUUAAAUUGUUAUUUCUUUAUUUUUAUUUAUCUAUGUUUUUUAUUGUUUUCUUCUGUUGAAGUUUGUCGGGGACCCUUUUGCGAUCAUGAAUAAUAUAAAAUAGAUCCAUUUAAACCAACAAAAGUAAACAUAAUCACACAUUUAUGAUUUUUGGUUGAAAAAUACAAUUUGCAUCGACUUUGUACAUUUUGGGUCUGAUAUGCACUUACAAAAUGUUGCAUAAUUUUGGACCGUGUACCCGGGCAUCGCAAAUUUGAUCUCAAAAGAUGCACAAGACUUGAAAGUUAGCGAGCGAUGCAGUAAAAAAAUUCACAUGGCGGAGUAGUGACAAAAUUUGCGGGGAGGGGGGUCAAUUUGUCCUCCCCCCAGUUAAAAAAGGGUUAAGAUAGAUAUGAAAGUAGACGUCCAUGAAAUAGCCACAAAGUCUUCCACAUUAUCAGAGAAAUUGCCUAUUAUUAUUUUUAUGACAGCUUUGCAUGAAAACUAUAACACAUACUUCCUAAUGUUUCUUACAUGUAGGUAUAGUGUGUUUAAAGCAGUCAGACCCAAACAUGUUUAUGUUUCUGAUAUGAUGUCAUUGGGAAUAGCUCAAAGUUCAUUAGGGGAAAACAUAUUUAAUUUUCAGAGGUUAUUUUUCACUACCUACUACAACAUUGGAUUAGCUAUAACAUUGAAGUGAAUGGGGAUUCUCCAGGGCUAUUUCAAGCAUUUCGGGGGAGAAUUCGCCCCCAGCCCCCGUGUAAUUCUCUCCCUGCAUUACACCAUGUGGUGAGUUCUACAAGUGAAUAGAGGUUGACUGUUCGUCUGACACAGGCUAGCUUCAAUAAUGUUUACUAAGCACAUGUCAAUAAUUAAAAGAUUGGUUCAAUAACAAACAGGCUGUAGCCCUCAAAUCAUUUUUUCCCGGAAAAGUCACAAAAUGGAAGAAGAAAGAUCAGUGAAAAUGUGAUGGGAUAAAACAAACUUACCAGUUUAUUAUUCACAGUAUGACCAUCAGCAUGUUUAAUUGAUUGCCUCAAUAACUAAGAAGUUACAGGGAAAUGAAAUGAACAUUUUAAACACACCUAUUGAGGUCAAAGAAGCAUAAUGUAUGAAUGAACUCAAUAGCAGUCAAGAAAAAAAUGGCCAUGUGGUGUAAUCCCAUUUUCCUUGGGUGUUUCUUUUGCCAUUUUGUGACUUUGGAUUUCAGAACCAAUUCAUUUGAGGAGCUACAGCCUCUUAGCAAUUAAACCAAUCUCUUAAUUAUUGACAUGUGCUUAGUAAAGAUUAUGGAAGCUACAUGUAGCAUGUGUCAAAAAUUUUGUUUAUUUUGACUGAGUGAAAUUUGUGUAGUGUGCUUGUGAAGUUUGAUAAGUUUCUUUUGUAACCCAGUUUAGUUAUGCUGAAAUGUCACAAUUUAUGCCCAAAGUUUGUGGAAAGGCCCAUGUAUAUGCAGGCUCAUUCACUAAUUGAUAAAGUACAUGUAGGCUGUAAAAAUGUGUCAUUUAAUCAUGAAAUGAUCAAAUUACUGAAAUAAUACAACUUAUUCAUGCAGUCCAUGGGACCAUGUAGUUAGGCUUGAAUUCUCCUGACCCCCCCCCCCUAACUAUUGUGAAUGAACAAAACAUUUGCAACUUAUUUGCUCUGAUUCUUAGAUGUGUCAACGAAUUUCUCUCUGUUCCUCAAACUCUUCCAGUCAGUCGGCAAGCCCUGAAAAAGUAGCUUCUUUUAUCCAAGUGAUAUUCAUGACUAGAGGGUUUUUGCAUAGUUAAUGAGCUUGGUGCGAACCAAAACUCCUCUUUUUAUUCGGCCAUUGCUGCUCUAAAUAUUGACCAAAUUUCAUGUUUUUGGUAUCUUUGUAAAGAAGAAGAAUCAUUCUUUCAGGUCAUGUGUUUGGAUUUUUAAAAGGAUGUUGUAAUAUAGGGAAAACUUUUGAUCUAAAACAUGAAACAAAAUAAUUUUUUCAUGCAACAAAAGUUGUUUUCACACUUAAUUUCUGUUUGAGCACAAAUGAUUUUUAAAUCAUGAUAAAGCUGAAUAUCUAAGCUUUAAUAUAUAAUUUUUAUAAGAAGAUGUAUUUUAGAUGGGUCAGCAGCCAGCUUUUCAUAGGCCAAGUACAUUUAGCAGCUCAAAAACAAGAAUACUGCGCUCUGAUUGGUCAUAGAGACCACACACCCACGCAAAUUCCAAUGUUCCCCUCACUGGGCCUCUGCAAGGUCACACUCACCAUGUGGUAAUCUCUUCAAAUUACCCGCGCCUGUUGUGUUGAAAACAUUUUUCAGCCAAUCAGAACUCUGGAUUUUAUGUUACUCAGAAAUUACAGAAAUCUCAUCUUGCAUCUUGAUGGAAAAAGCUGGCUGCUGACCCAUCUAAAAAUGCCACAUAUCAAGAGUGACAUUGUAAGAAAGUAUAGAGUUUGAGCUUUCUGAUGAUAUAAGUAAUGUUGGUGCCUAAAACACAAAAUGUUGCACAAUUUGCAAGUGAAAACAGAAGAAGAAAAUUCUGUUUGAUGCAUCUUUUCAGGUAAAAAAUUAACUUAUUUAUCAAAAUAUUUCAUUCAAAAGAAAUGACCAAUAUAAAAGAGUGACAUUUACUCUUGCCCAUGGUACAAAAAUAAUCAAUAUUACUCAAGGAGAAAGUGGUUAAAUUCUUUGAGAAAGAAAGUCUCACAAUUCACGAGAUUUUGCAGGGACAUGAAUUCAGCCACGAGAGGACUUGGAUAAAUCUUGCUCAUUAACACAGGGGCUUGCCGACUGACUGCUUCUACAUUGCCUACCAAAGUUCCCUUAUAUUGUAUUGACAAUCUUCCAAUAUAAAAGGAAAUUUUUUAUGUUAUAUGUUUAUUGAUAAUGUGCUCAUUGAGCAUUUUCUCAGUGAGGUCAUUUAUAGCCUUCCUUGAGGUUCAAGACCCUACAUGCACACACUAUAAAUGCCAGUCCUAAUAAGAGAAGACAUAGGCCAUGCAUGCAAAUGAAGUGAAUAUGGUAAUUUGAUAUAUUCUUGUAUCAAUGUUUGAUGAGUUUUUAGCUGUAAUGUUCGGCAUGGAGAUAUGAAAUUUGCUGCAAUUAUCUAAAUUUUUUAUCCUGCCAAUUGUGUUAACUAUUGAUAAAUGAGAUAUUGUGUGUCAGAUUCAGCAUUCAAAAUGAUGAAUCAUUAUAUUGUUUGAAAUCAUGUAUUUUAUCAAGAUGAUAUCAUGAAAUGAUUUGUUGUGAUGUCAAUAAUAAAGCAGUUGACAGUACAUUAUUAUGUAGUUA